Messenger RNA from Lotus japonicus, 921 nucleotides. RefSeq lists its product as uncharacterized. The record is from RefSeq and is a predicted model, not a curated record. Gene Ontology annotation, molecular function: nucleic acid binding; zinc ion binding. NCBI's taxonomy places the organism in Eukaryota, Viridiplantae, Streptophyta, Magnoliopsida, Fabales, Fabaceae. The transcript has a single exon. The coding region runs from base 1 to 921 and encodes 306 amino acids.
AUGGCUCAGCUGGCUCAGGUGAUGACCCAGCAGGCUGCCACUGCUGCUGCCCAAGCCGCGGCGCAGCUUCAACGGGAAGCUGAAGAGAACACCGGGAGAGCUGAGGAAGAUGCCAGAAGGGCACAACGGGCUGAGAGGGAGCUGGCACAGGACCAGAUCCGCAUGAGAAAUGAUUUCAAUCGUCAUGGACCACCUAAGUUCCAAGGCGAAGUUGAGCCCGAGAAAGCUGAUCUUUGGAUUCAGGAAAUGGAGAAAAUCUUUGAGGCUCUCCACACACCUGACGCUGAGAAGGUGAACUUGGCGACCUUUAUGCUGAAGGGUGACGCUGAGUACUGGUGGCGGAGCGCCAGACAGCUGAUGACUGCCAACAAUGUGGCCAUCACUUGGGAGUCUUUCAAAAGGGCUUUCAUGGAGAAGUACUUUCCGGAGACUGCCAGGCAAGACAUGGAGAAUCAAUUCCUCAACCUGAGACAGGGGUUGAUGACCGUAGGGGAAUAUGCUGCAAGACUGGAGACCCUGUCCAAACACUUUCGCUUUUUCCAAGUGCAAGUGGAUGAAUCAUACCUAUGCAACCGAUUCAUGAGAGGUUUGAGGAAUGACAUUGAAGAAUCUGUGAGGCCAUUGGGAAUCAGAGUCUUCCGACAACUGGUCGAGAAAGCUCGUGAAGUGGAGUCGAUGAAGAAUCGUCAGAGGGGCAAGUAUGACAGCGGAGGUCUGAUCCGUUCUGGGCAGAGGCCGACCGGAAGGUUUGAGGGACAGAGGCAUGCUGGUAGGUUUGACGGGGGCAAGGCUCCGAUGAGGAAGCCUUACCAACGCCCUACUGACAGGGUACCAUUUGCUGGAAGGAAUGUGGCACGUGCUCCUAGGGACGAUGUCGUCUGUUACAAGUGCAACCAGAAGGGACACUACUCGAAUGAAUGA